GGGGCCGGAACGCCGCGGUCCUAUGGCCGCAAACGUAGCCCAGCCCCCCAUACGCCUAACCGGCCUGGCUUGGGCUCAACAGAAGCAGGGAAGAAGCGCCGCGCGCCCGUGUUUGGAGAAAAGCUUAUACACUCACUGUGGCGCAUUCCCCCUUCCCCCAAAAGAAAAACUCGACACGUUGACUUUUAUCCUGGCGUGGUGAUUUUUACACGGAAGUAAACGGCGUUAUUUCCCCUCACAUCUUCUGCGGUACUUGUGGAAGCUAACGGCGGCUACUGGCAAGGCACAAUGGACGUUAGCGAUGGAGGCUAACCGUAACUAGCUCACUACCACACAAACCGGCGAGGGGCGACUAAGUACCCCCAUGGGCACCGUGUUGAAGCUCCCUUGACUUGUUCCGCUGCACGCGGUCUCCACCCCAACCCUUCGGCGGCGGUGGCGCUCUCGACGCCGCCUGACAAGUGUUUUUUUUCGGAGCUGAGACGCCAGGAUGGUGGCGGUGGUAGCUAACUUCGAGGCAAACAGUCCGAGUCAAGUGAGACCAUCGCUGUCUUUUUAUGUUUUGUUCAUGUAAAGCCCAGAGGGAAGGCGCUAAUAUUCCUCCUGACAUUGGCCGGGGGAUUAUUUUUUUAAUUGGAUUCCGGCCUGCUGGUUCGCGAGCGAAGCAACCCCCUCUAACCAUCCACCAUCCAUCCGCCUAACCACGCUUCGCCCUCCGAUGCGGAGCCUCCAGUGACACCCACCCGAGGGACCCUCUCCCUCCCUCCCCGACAUGCUCAAGUGUAUCCCGCUGUGGCGAUGCAACCGCCACGUCGAGUCGGUGGACAAGCGGCACUGCAAUCUGCAGGCGGUCCCCGACGAGGUCUUCCGAUACAGCCGCAGUCUGGAAGAGCUUCUGCUGGACGCCAACCAACUCAAAGAGCUGCCCAAGCCUUUCUUCAGACUACUGAACCUCCGGAAGCUGGGCCUGAGCGACAAUGAGAUCCAGAGGCUGCCCCCCGAAGUGGCCAACUUCAUGCAGCUGGUGGAGCUGGACAUAUCCAGAAAUGACAUUCCCGAGAUCCCCGAGAGCAUUAAGUUUUGCCGGUCUUUGGAGAUCGCCGACUUCAGUGGAAACCCCCUCUCCAGAUUGCCGGAUGGUUUCACUCAGCUGCGAGCGCUGGCUCACUUGGCUCUCAACGAGGUGUCGUUGCAGACUCUGCCCAGCGACAUCGGAAAUCUGGCCAACCUGGUGACGCUGGAGCUGAGGGAGAACCUGCUCAAGUGUCUGCCCACGUCGCUGUCCUUCCUGGUGAAACUGGAACAGCUGGACCUGGGCAGCAACGAACUGGAAGUGUUGCCGGACACACUCGGCGCACUGCCCAACCUGAGGGAGCUUUGGCUGGACCGGAACCAGUUGUCCUCCUUACCAUCGGAGCUGGGGAACCUCCGGAGACUGGUGUGUCUGGACGUGUCGGAGAAUCGCCUGGAGGAGCUUCCCUCCGAGCUGGACGGCCUCCUGGCCCUCACCGACCUGCUGCUCACACAGAACCUGCUGGAGGUGGUUCCGGACAGCAUAGGUUGUCUGAAGCAACUGUCCAUCCUCAAGGUGGACCAAAACAGACUUACUCACCUGACGGACUCCAUUGGAGAGUGUGAAAACCUGACGGAGCUCGUCCUGACCGAGAACCUCCUCCAGACGCUUCCUCGCUCGCUGGGCAAGCUGAAGAAGCUGACCAACUUGAAUGUGGACCGCAACCGCCUGGGCGCCGCGCCCAAGGAGCUGGGCGGCUGCGCCAGCCUCAACGUGCUCUCGCUGCGCGACAACCGCCUUGGCAAGCUACCCGCUGAGCUCGCCGACGCCACAGAGCUGCACGUGCUGGAUGUGGCUGGGAACAGAUUACAAAACCUGCCUUUUGCCUUGACAAACCUCAAUUUGAAGGCCAUGUGGCUGGCAGAGAACCAGUCGCAGCCCAUGCUCAAGUUCCAAACCGAGGAUGACGAGCGCACGGGGGAGAAAGUGUUGACCUGCUACCUGCUGCCUCAGCAGCCUUCCCCCAGCCUUGAGAACCUGCUGCAGAACAGCGUGGACGACAGCUGGACGGACAGCAACCUGAACAGAGUCUCGGUCAUUCAGUUCCAGGAAGAGACCAAGGCCGAGGACGAGGACGACGAGGCUGCCGCCGAGCGCAGGGGCCUUCAGCGUCGAGCCACACCUCAUCCCAGCGAGCUAAAGGUGAUGAAAAAGGGGAUCGAGGACAGGCGGAACGAAGCGUUCGCGCCCAGGCCCGAAAGAGAAGAUCAGCCCUCCGAUGCGCAGGAGAAACGGCUCAGCGACCUCUCGAACCAGAGCCACGACUCACAGGUGUCCGACAGCACGCUGUCAGCCAUCUCCCACGAGGAGCGGCGAGAGGUCGCCUUGCCCUCCCAGAGAGAGGACCUUGUGGACGGGCACUCCCGCCACGAGGAGGAGGACCUGGAUGAGAUGGAGGUGGAGUACAUUGAGCCCACCGUGCACUUUGCCGAGGAGCCCAUCAUCCGCGGCGGGGACGAGGACGACGGCGAGGAAGACGGCGAGCGGAGCGACGAGGAAGACGACAGGGCCCCCUUCCCCGCCGAGAAGCAGCGUCUCAUCCGGAAGGACACGCCGCACUACAAGAAGCACUUCAAGAUCACCAAGUUGCCCCAACCCGAGACGGUGGCGGCCCUCCUGCAGGGCUUCAACCCCGACGGCCUCGGCUCGCCCACGCGGGCCACCGAGGACGAGCGGGACGGGCACGGGGAGGACGUGGAAGACGAGGGCGUCGAUACCCCUCGACUACGUCUCAGGGUGGAGGCGUCGGAGCUGGAAGACAGCCGAUACCACGUCAACUCCAGUCAAGUCAAGGGGGUGUCAUUUGAUCAAGUCAAUAAUCUGCUGAUUGAACCUGCUCGAAUUGAGGAGGAAGAGCACACCUUAACCAUCCUGCGCCAAACGGGCGGCCUCGGCAUCAGCAUUGCCGGCGGGAAAGGGUCCACGCCGUACAAGGGGGACGACGAGGGUAUCUUCAUCUCCAGAGUUUCUGAGGAAGGACCUGCAGCCAGAGCAGGAGUGAAAGUAGGAGACAAGCUGCUGGAGGUGAACGGCGUGGACCUCCACAAGGCUGAGCACCACGCGGCCGUGGAGGCCCUGCGCAGUUCCGGGGCCGCCGUCUCCAUGACGGUGCUGCGCGAGCGCAUGGUGGAGCCGGAAAACGCCAUCACCACCACGCCGCUCAGGCCCGAGGACGACUACUUCCCACGGGAGAGGCGCAGCAGCAGCGGGCUGGCCUUCAGCUUGGAGGGCGGCCAUGGCCAGGGUGCCGGGUUAGGACCCCUACAGCGCCUCUCCACCUGCUUGGUGCGCAACGACAGGGGGCUGGGCUUCAGCAUCGCCGGAGGAAAGGGAUCCACGCCGUACCGCACUGGGGACACGGGGAUCUACAUCUCUCGGAUUGCAGAGGGGGGAGCAGCCCACCGAGACAGCACGCUACGCGUAGGCGACCGGGUCAUCUCUAUCAAUGGUGUAGACAUGACAGAGGCCAGACAUGACCAGGCAGUAGCGCUCCUUACUGGCACCUCGCCCACUAUCGCCCUACUGGUUGAGCGAGACCCCAACGCCCCGCGCUCCCCGGGCCUCUCCCGGCAGCGGGCCCACUCCCCGCCGCCACCGGAGCCCUCGGACUCUCCGGACCAGGACGAAGAGGGCCUGCAGGGGAACCACCUGGGCCGAAUGGAGGAUGAAUACCCCAUUGAGUUCCAGAGAGGAUGGUGCAUGGAAGUGACGCUGGUCAAGUCAGGCGGUCCUCUCGGCCUGAGCAUCGUGGGGGGCAGCGACCACGCCAGCCACCCCUUCGGCAUCAACGAACCCGGGGUGUUCAUCUCAAAGGUGAUCCCUCACGGUUUGGCGUGUGAAAGCGGCUUGCGUGUGGGUGACCGGAUCCUGGAGGUGAACGCCAUCGACCUGCGCCACGCUACGCACCAGGAGGCCGUGCGGGCGCUGUUGGUCAACAAACAGGAGAUCCGGAUGCUGGUGCGCAGAGAUCCCUCGCCGCCCGGGAUGCAGGAAAUUGUGAUCAACAAGCAGCCAGGGGAGAAACUGGGAAUCAGUAUACGUGGAGGAGCUAAAGGCCACGUAGGAAAUCCUUUUGACUCGACUGAUGAGGGCAUCUUCAUAUCCAAGGUGAGCUCAAGUGGCGCGGCCGCCCGGGACAGCCGGCUGCAGGUGGGCAUGCGCAUCCUGGAGGUGAACAACCACAGCUUGCUUGGCAUGACGCACACAGAGGCCGUGCGAGUGUUGCGGGCCGUGGGCGACUCCCUGGUCAUGCUGGUGUGCGACGGCUUCGACCCGCGCAAAGUGCCCACUGCGGAGGCGAGUCCCAACAAGGAGCCUUAUGCGUCUCCUGGCAUCAUCGCCAACCCUUUUGCGACAGGCAUCGUUCGUAAAAACAGUAUGGAGAGUAUCUCUUCUAUAGAUAGAGACCUGAGCCCAGAGGAGAUGGACAUCAUGCAAAAGGAGUCUGAGAUGGUGAGGGAGACGUCCCAGUGGGAGAAGGAAGAGAUGGAGAAAAUGGAGCGUAUGCGCUUGGAACGAGAGGAGGCAACUCGCCUGCUUGAAGAGGAGACCGAGAACAUCGGCAGUGGACCUUUAAAGCUGGACUACAAAACCUUGGCAGCGUUGCCCACCACCAGCCUGCAGAAGAUCAAUAGGUUCUCUCCUUCUCUAAGUCCGACCGCCCCCAUGGAGGCCCCCCUGCAGGCCCAGUACAACGCCCCAUUAGAGCCUCUGGGCUUCAGUUUAAGCCACCCCCCGAACCCCCACGCGGACCCAGCAUCCUCCCCGAGUCUGUUCUCCUCCAAAGAAGACAGCGUCGGCUCGACGGCGACUCUGAAUUUGGCAGCGCAAGAUGAGGAGUCUUUGGUGGAUUCGCAACCCAUCUGCUUCAAGGAGAACCCCUUUUUAGUAGCCAACCGCAAAGGCAAGGGUCUGCCGCCCGGCCAGCAGAUCCUAUCGGGACCACCGGUGGGCUACGGGAAACAGGGCCAACUUCAGCCUUGGUUGUUCAGCAAGACCCCAUCAUCUGAUUACACCAGGACCGAGAGUCCAAUCAGAGAAGCCCCCUACUCUCCGACCAUCCAGCCGCCCAGCCACCAGUCUUCCGAUAGCUCCCUGUGUUCCGGCAGGGAGACCCGCUUCGCAAGCAUUCAUUUCACCUCCACCCCCAACACCAGGGACCACACUUCAUCCUCUACCCGACCGGGCGCCAUCCUCCCCGUCGGGCGCAUGCGACCGAGCACCUCCCCGGCCACUCCGGACGGCCUCAGCCCUAGCCCCUUCCAGCAUGGCCCCUCUCCCUUCAACUCUCAGACCUCUCCUCGCGCCCCCUCCCCCACCUCGCCCUACGAGUUCCCCACGAAUGCCAAGCAGGCGUACAAGGCGUUUGCCGCCGUGCCUCGCUCGCUGGCGGCGCUGGAGCCGGAGCAGGACUUGGUGUAUGGUGUGAGGAACAAUUCCCAGGCCAAGCAGCCUUCUCCAGAGCCCGAGUUGAACAACGAGGUGUUUGACGACGGCGCGGACGGUCAGGAGGGGGCCGGCGGGGCUGCGGCCGUCGAGGUCGCGGCUCGCUCCGCCCUCUCGCCUGACCGUUUGGAGUACAUGAAUCUGGCGGCCGUGCCUCGCCUCUCCAGGCCGUCCCUGGACACGCAGAGUCCGUCGCCCGGUGGCAAGGACAGCCCGGAGCAGCGCUCCUUCCGGGAUCGGCAGAAAUACUUUGAGAUCGACGUGAAGCAGCAGACGCCCGACAAGCCCAAGCCUCGCGUCUCGCUGGUCGGCGAGGACGACCUCAAGAAGAUGAGGGAGGAGGAAGAGCGUAAAUUUGAGCAGAGAGCGCGGGAGUACCUGCUGGACGAAGAGGAUGAGGAUGACGAGGAGGACCUGGCCAAGCACGUGGCGCAGAUGAAGGUGACUGGCAAGGUGCUGCUGGACGGAGUGGAGUACGACGUGGAGCCCGUGUCCGUGCCGUCGCAGCCGUGCGCCACGCCGCCCGGCUACUGCGGGAGUUCAGGGCCCUCGUCAGUGGACGGUAAAGGAGACACACCGAGGAAUUCGUUGGACGACAGCUUCAGACUGGAGCAGCGGCCCAACUCCAUGACUGGUCUGAUCCCCGUGUACGCCGGUGACUCCGCGGCUCCCAUUCGCACGGCCAAAGCCGAGCGGCGACACCAGGAGAGGCUCCGCAUGCAGAGUCCGGAGCUGGCCGUGGCCCUGGACAAGGACCUCUCCCCCGCCGAGAAGCGAGCCCUGGAGGCCGAGAAGAGAGCCAUGUGGAGAGCGGCACGGCCUUUAGGCUUGGAGGACGAUGUUAGGCAGUAUGAGCAGGACCUGGCUAAGAGGCUCUACCAGGCUCGGGUGAGAGCCUCUCACGGCACGGCGGGCCCUGCCUCCAAUCCUUCCUCCUCUGCCGCCUCCCAGCUCAGGAUGAAGUCUCUGGAACAGGACGCGCUCAAAGCCCAGAUGGUCAUCGCCAAGUCUCGGGACGGGAAAAAGCGCGGUACCCUGGACCAGCUGGCGGAGUCGCCCUCGCCCGCGCCCACACCCUCGCCCACCCCGAUGGAAGAGCUCAUCAGUCCUCGAGGACUAACCUCCCCGGGCAGACUGUCCCUGUCAUCAAAGAGGUUUGACUACCGCCAGUUUGCCGCCAUUCCCUCUUCCAAACCGGUAUACGACAUCCAGUCUCCUGACGCGGUGGACGACGUGCAGUUCAUCGACGACGGCUCGCAGCAUCCGGGUCCCGCCACCGGCCCGGAGGCCGAGGACCCCGUGCCCGCUACCUCGGCCCUCGAGGAGAUGGCGCUGUACAGCAACAAGCGCAAGCUGCGACAAGGGCGCCGCAGUUUGGAGACCGCCGUGCCCACGUAACACCUCACAUAAACACUACACAAGAAGAAGAGUCCAUUUUAAAGAGACCAGGAAAGCGCUCCUUCAUAUCCAGCCUUGCCUUCAGUCGCCAUCGAGACCGCGCUUCCUCCCGCCCGGCUAACAUUUUUACGUUGAUGUCUUUAGCUUUUUUUUUUUUUAAAUUCUUUUUUUUAAUUGUUUUUUUUUUUUUUUUUUUUUUUUGCUUUUGCUUUUUUUUUUGUUUUUGUUUUUUGCUUUUUUUUUUUUUUUUUUUUUUAACCUCCCAAAGACAAAAAUAGAAGUCCUAGCUAUAACGUGGGAAAAAUAUUUGACUAGAUUGUAAAAUGUUGUUUUUGGAAUGUAAAUAAUAGUGAGACGACAUCCUGCUACCUUCACACACAAACGCACAAUGCCGAGAGCUUUAUAGAAAUAAAAACAUAUCAUGCAUCAUUGUUGCACUGCCACGCAGAUUUUUUAAACAAUUUAUUGUUUUUAAUCAUUUUACAUCCAAAUUAGUUUUUUUCUUUUGGCAAUAUGAUGUGUGCAUAUCCACACUACUCACUAAAAGUCAGGGAUAUUGGACUUUUGGGUGAAAUCUCAAGAUGAACCUAAUGAACUAUAACUGUGGUUUACCAAAUACCAUCUAAAAAAAAUACUUAGCUCUCCAAGUGCCACCAUGAUGUAUUUUUUUUUAUUUAAAAAAAUAAUAAUAAUUUUAAUAGAUGAAAUCUGCAGGUGCCGAACCACAAAUAUGAGGGGGUCCACUGGACAUCACUGCUGUCGCGCGGAAUCCUCGCAUCACCAAAACCAUAAUUUUUCAGGAAAUAGAAAAAACUGCAUUUUUUUGUUGUUGUUAUUGACAUUGUAUUGUUAAAGAGAGCAGGCUAUUUUCAACACUUUAUAGAUUGGUUGAUAAUUUGUAAACAAACCCACAGACCAAUAGAAUGGAUUUGUGAAAAACUAUGAAAUUGAGUGAAUUUGGAGAGCGACAAUAUUUAAUAUUGUAAUCCACUGUCACAGUAUGGAGUUUGAAGAUUAACAUUCCGCUUAAAUAUACUGGAAGAAAUACUUCGAUAUAAUGAUUAAAUUUAAAUGUAUUGCACAGAAAAAGUUAAAUACAAUUUUACCUAAAAAAAAAAAAAAAAAAAGUUUUAAAACUAAGAUCAAAUGCAAAUUAUUUGUUGUUAAAAGUUAAAUACAACUGAAUUGUACUUAGGCAGUGAUUCUGUCACAUACCACUAGAGGGAACCAUACUUUUGAGAAUCCCCGCACCGAAUUUAAUUAGUUUUUCGUUAAACUUUUGAAUGUCCAACUGAAAGCCAUAGAAAUGGACCUCCUUAGAAACUUUGAUGGCUCAAACACCAGUUGUGAAUUUUAGCACCCUAAAGCCCAAUAUCCCGAACUUUUUGUGGUCAUAUGGGAGACACGAGAAGUAAGAUGUACUUUACACACGAAUGGUACUUGCCCUCCUUUGAGAGAAAUUCUUUUUAAUGUUCUAAUCAUCAUUGAAGUGGUGUUCCGGCGUGAUGUGAAGGUAGCGGAUGCUUUAUUUUUCUGCCCGAUGGGGCUAAUUUAAUAAUCUGACGACACUGAGAGAUCAUUUUUCUUAUCAUGGUGUGAAUAAUGUACAAAUAUGAACGUGAGCGAGCUAGUGAAAACUGAGCCAAUGUGUUGACCAAGUGAGCGUCUGGGUUUGGACAGCACGUGUCACUUUUUUUUUUUUUUUCCCCUCCAUUUUAAUACGAGCGGUUCAAUUAUCAAAUUGAAAACUUCUCCGAAUAUCAUAUCAGCUUCUGUAUCUGACAUUUUGAAUAAUCACACUAUAGCUAAAUUUAACAUUUUAGGUGUUCUAAUUCUAGUGGUUCAAGUCACGUUCAAGUUUGCUCAUAGCUCUUAUUGCUGUUUACCAUAGUUUUUUUAGUUGUUUUUUUUUCAGGUGGGUAAAAAGUUUUUUUGUUUUUUGCAUAUUUUCUAACGUAUUUCAGUUUACUGGCUAACAAACGUGUUAGUUCGUCCCGUUUGAACUUCCGUAGUCGGAGUGAAACUACUAUAGAAAAUGAAUUUAAUUCAAAUGUCACAUGUUGUAGAGUUCAUAACAUUUAUGUAUUGUACAUCCAUUUCAUUUGUUUACCUGGGAGAAAGAAGACUGGUCUCUUGUCUGUCCAGACCCAGCUGACAGGUUCCAUUGCACGGCGCUGAAAGAUGUAACAAGAAUCUAAAGUGCUCUCUGUGAUUCCUCUCUGUAAAGACACACAAAUCAUUGGUUUAAUUUUUAUAAAUAAACGUUGGAAAGUCAUGAA
Molecule: messenger RNA, 9195 nt
Organism: Phyllopteryx taeniolatus (common seadragon)
Lineage: Eukaryota; Metazoa; Chordata; Actinopteri; Syngnathiformes; Syngnathidae
Gene: scrib
Product: scribble planar cell polarity protein
Exons: 48
Coding region: 773-6916 (2047 amino acids)
Biological process (GO): neurotransmitter receptor transport postsynaptic membrane to endosome; neurotransmitter receptor transport, endosome to postsynaptic membrane
Cellular component (GO): postsynaptic density; postsynaptic membrane; adherens junction
Molecular function (GO): protein binding
Source: RefSeq, a predicted model, not a curated record